Molecule: messenger RNA, 1168 nt
Organism: Cuscuta campestris
Lineage: Eukaryota; Viridiplantae; Streptophyta; Magnoliopsida; Solanales; Convolvulaceae
Source: the annotation of a GenBank genome assembly
GAAAGUGGUUUUUUCUUCAUGGGUUCAUUUUCUCCGGGGGUACACAUUUUUGGCGGGACAAAAAGAGAAGAGGGGAGGGAGAAUGAGCUCGUCGGCUGCGGUAGAGCCAGAUGGCACCACUCCCUAUCUCGUCUGCCGGAUGGACAACGUCCAAGGCGUCGUCGACGCCCUCACCUCCGUCCGCUGGAAGCGCUAUCAGGAUGCUGUCAUCGAGAUUUCGGAGCACGGCUUGGUGUUGAUCGUGGAGGAAACUCGAUGUCUUCAGGGCAAAGUUUAUUUGCAACGCGAGCUGUUCAGCCAAUAUGAAUACCGUGCAGAAGGGAGACCUAGAUUUGGAAUGAGCUUAGGUCUAUUUGUGGAUUGUCUCAGUACAUUUUCGGUCCCUGGAAAAUCAAGUGCAAUUGAACUUCGGUUUCCAGGGCCUGAUAUGGAGCUUCUUCUCAAAUCAGUUGAUUCAUCUAAUGCUUGCAUUUAUGCGGAGAUCAGAACAAGGAUUCCUGAGACGAUGCCAUGGGACUGCAACUUUGAACCUACUGGAAGUACACCUAUUAGUUUUACCGUCAAGUCUGCCGCACUAAAGGAAGCUAUAGAUGAUCUUGAAUGGCCCGGGUCAAGCAUUCUGCUAACCCUGCAACCAACCCCGCCAUCUGUUACCUUCAAAGGCCAAGGCCAUGGUGACUUACAGAUAGACUUUAUGCACCGCACGACUUCUGAUCUUGUUGCAUUUCAUUGCGAUCGCCUUGUCUCAUACAGGUACAAGUACAAAUUCCUUCAGGCGACAACUUCGAACAUGCCUAGUAGUGUCAUGAGGGAUAACAGAGGGAGCAAGUGUACAAUUGGCAGAAGUGGAAUGCUCAAAGUUCAGCAUCUCGUCUCACUUGCUAGACUGGCAGCUUCACACCCCCACUCUGAUUCUUCUGCAUAUCAUCUCCCCAGCCGUAUUGCGUACAUUGAGUUCUUUGUCAAGCCGGAGGUGGAUGAUGAUGAUGACGAGGAACACAAUGCAAACUAAGAAAUAUUUGCACUAAAUAGCACUAAAACGCAAGUCAUUUCCGUAAAUAGCACUUAAACUGUUUUAUUCCCUAAACAGCACUUAAUAAUAUCCCAUGAUGACAAAUAUUUGCUUGAAUAAUGACUAAUGUAUAAUGAUUAAAAGUGCUACAUUGGG